GUUUGCAUUUUCCGGCUUGGAGCCUUGGACGGCUGCUGCUCACCGGCGAAUUGGCAACCACCGUUGGAUCAUGCCGCGGAUGCCACCUACCGGUUCCCGCCACAACGCCCCAGGCAUGGUGCUCCUCCCUCUCCUCCUCCUCCUCCGCUUCGUUGCCUCCUCCUCCGCCACCGCCUCAUCUCGUUCUCCGGCCACCGCCCUCUUCGUCCUUGGUGAUUCCACCGUCAGCUGCGCCGCUACCACCCUCCCCAUCAACCUCACCUCCCCCUCUCUCUCCGGUCUGUGCCUCUUCCCCUCCAGCCGCCGCUUCCUCCCCGACCUCCUCGCCGCCAAGAUGGGCCUCCCUCCGCCGCCCCACAUCUCCACCCUCAACGGCACCGCGGACGCCGUGUCCAGGGGCGUCAACUUCGGCGGCCAGUACGGCGAGGGAGGGGUCUUCCGCAUGGGCGCCGUCGGCCAGCAGCUCCGCCUGGCCGCCGAGACGCUGCAGGUGCUGCAACUCGAGGCCGCCACGCCGCGGGACGCGUCUGCUGCCGCAGAGGGCGCGGUGUUCGUCAUGUCCUUCGGCACCGAUGCCUACGCGCGGCUGCUCGCACGCGGACCCGAGGCCGACGCCGCCGCGCCAAAGCACGGCCGCCGCGGGUUCGGACGCCUCCUCGCCGACCGCAUCGCCCGCACCGUCUCAGAGCUGUAUGAGGCGGACGUGAGGAGGGUGGCGGUGAUGGGGGUGGCGCCGCUGGGGUGCGCGCCGCGCGUCAUGUGGGAGGGGAUGCACCUUCUGGACGGCCGCAGCUGCGUGGAGGAGGCGAACGAGCUGAUCCAGGGGUACAACGCCAGGCUCGCCGCUCAGCUGGACGACCUGCGGCCGCAGCUGCCUGGCGCCGACAUUGUGUUCUGCGACGUUUACAAGGGGAUGAUUGAGAUCAUCUCCAAUCCCGGCAGAUACGGAUUUGAAGAGGCGAGGGAGGCAUGCUGCGGGCUGGGGCCUUUCAAGGGGACGAUGGGGUGCUUCAGCAAGGAGAUGGCGUGCCGCACGCCGGAGAGGCACGUGUGGUGGGAUCUGUACAGCCCCACGGAGGCCGUCGACUCCCUCGUCGCAAACUGGUCGUGGUCACCGCCGCCGGGCUCCGGCUCCGACGUGAUGAGCAUCUGCAGUCCCAUCACUCUGCAGCAGCUGGCUUCGAUGCUGUAA
This is a messenger RNA of Phragmites australis (common reed), 1192 nucleotides long. RefSeq names its product GDSL esterase/lipase At1g71250-like. Gene Ontology annotation, molecular function: hydrolase activity, acting on ester bonds. The coding region runs from base 71 to 1192 and encodes 373 amino acids. The transcript is spliced from 3 exons. NCBI's taxonomy places the organism in Eukaryota, Viridiplantae, Streptophyta, Magnoliopsida, Poales, Poaceae. The record is from RefSeq and is a predicted model, not a curated record.